Molecule: messenger RNA, 1814 nt
Organism: Ceutorhynchus assimilis (cabbage seed weevil)
Lineage: Eukaryota; Metazoa; Arthropoda; Insecta; Coleoptera; Curculionidae
Source: the annotation of a GenBank genome assembly
UUAAAAUGAUAUUUGUCGGACUUUACCUUGGACACCUUAUCAUAAUUGUCAAACUGUCAUGAAGUUUAAUUUUCUGAUUAUACACUUUUUUUUAAUUUACACAAUCUUAGCAAAAGACGAAAUGACAAUAUCGGAAAUGGGAGAUGAAAAAAAGAAAAAGAAUCUCGGACAACAAGCUGCCAACAUAGCUCAAAAAGCUGCUACAGAUGCGAAAGCCGCCCAAGACGCUAUGCAACAAGCCGGAGCACAAGCGGCACGUCAAGUCAAGACUCAACUCGCUGAAAAAGCUGCCGAAGCUGCGAAAUCUGCUCUAGCCGCAUUAGCAGGUAAGGAAGAAUUAGUUCAAAAACUGAAAGAACAACUGAAAGAAGCUGAAGUAGUGGUAAACGAGGAAGCAUCCAAUCUGCAACAGCUUCAACAAACAGUACAAGCGGCCUCAAAAGCUGCUCAGCAAGCUCAGACUGCCCUGAAACUGUUGCAAACCACUUUGCAGCUGACUCAAGCAAAAGACGAAAUGACAAUAUCGGAAAUGGGAGAUGAAAAAAAGAAAAAAAAUCUCGGACAACAAGCUGCCAACAUAGCUCAAAAAGCUGCUACAGAUGCGAAAGCCGCCCAAGACGCUAUGCAACAAGCCGGAGCACAAGCGGCACGUCAAGUCAAGACUCAACUCGCUGAAAAAGCUGCAGAAGCUGCGAAAUCUGCUCUAGCCGCAUUAGCAGGUAAGGAAGAAUUAGUUCAAAAACUGAAAGAACAACUGAAAGAAGCUGAAGUGGUGGUAAACGAGGAAGCAUCCAAUCUGCAACAGCUUCAACAAACAGUACAAGCGGCCUCAAAAGCUGCUCAGCAAGCUCAGACCGCCCUGAAACUGUUGCAAACCACUUUGCAGCUGACUCAAGGAAACGCAGGCAACUCUCAGCAUGCCCUGGAAGGUUCUCAGCAACAAUUGGAAGAUAAAGAAGAGCUAGUAGAAGCUGCAAAAGGCAGAGUGGACCAAUUAAACAAGGACCUUCGGUUAGCUAAAAUCGAACUGGCCAAAACCAGGGAUUCCGCCAAAAAGGCCGAACAAUCGGCUGUAGACGCCAAACAACUUGCUGCCAGAAAUACUAAUAGGAAAAAACGGAGUAUGUUGGAUAAUGUCGAUAUACGAUAAAGAAGAAUUUAAUGUACAAUUUAUUUUUUGUUAUUUUAAAAAUCUUUUAAAGAAUUUUUGCAACAGGGUUAAUCAAUUUACUUAAAAACGUCAAAGAAAACUUGAUCUUAGCUCAACAUGUAAACUGCUUAUUUGAUGAAUUAUUUUGAAAAAUUAGGGCGAUUGGAUAAUAAAGUAGACCCUGCAACGCGAUCUAAUUUAUAAUCUUCUAGUUUCAAGCCAAAAUUAAAUUUUUUGUUAAUUCUCAACUCAACUCAAAAUCUUUAUUUAAAUAAUUACUUAUGUGUGUACAAUUCAGGUAGGGAGGUUAAGCCCCCCUCAAACUUAAAUAUAUACAACAAUAACUUAUUCUAGGACAUACAACUUAAAACUAAAAACUCCAGUGCGGCGCAGCGCACUGUGCCCCAGACACGCCUGGCGUGCUGUGUGGGCGUGUUUUAGCACGGUCCGAUGUUUUGACCUAAAAGCCUCUGUCCUAUCCUUGAUUAACUCUUUUCGCAGCGUUACCUGGUCUCCCUCACGCGCUGUUUUAAUGACCCUGGGGUCGCUGAUAACUGCCAUGGUACGGCAAGCACUGGGCCAUUACAUGGCCUACCAAAUGGUGUGGUGUUGGUAAAUGCAGGGAUAUGGGUUGCUCAGCGCACAGCGCCCGUUGUGUGGGGAA